Molecule: messenger RNA, 795 nt
Organism: Protopolystoma xenopodis
Lineage: Eukaryota; Metazoa; Platyhelminthes; Monogenea; Polystomatidea; Polystomatidae
Source: the annotation of a GenBank genome assembly
AUGAGGCCCUUGCUGAGCCGAUCGGCUGAUCUUCGUUUCUUUCGCUGGGAGUCGAGCAAGGCUGCUGUUUCUACUAAAGCCUCCUCUCUUCUAUUGGGACAAAUCCAGCUGCUCGCUAGGCAACUGGGUGCGCAAGGUCGCAUUGUUGAUACCAACAGCGCUAGUUCGACCAGCCUAGGUCCUGAUGAAGAAGGACCAAUUUUCACAGUUGACUUUAUAGAGCGAGCCCUCCGUACGCAAUCAGUGCCGAUUUCUUUUCGUCUCGUAGUCAGCGAGGUCGUAGCUGAGGAGCUGUCAAAAGGCCUUUCUUCUACCAGCGGCAAGAUGGCUGUCACUGAUGGAUCAUCCUGUUUACAACCUCCAGUAUCUCUUGUAACUCCGCUUCUUGUGCCGGUUCUUUCAAACGCUCGAGCAUCAAAUCAUAUGUCGACAGCAUGUUCUACCUCUUCUCGUUCCUCUUCCUCCGGCUUCGCUGAUGAGGCUUUAGACGGUAGUAUUGAUUUGUCGAAAUCCUCAUCAUCAUCACCACUUGCCUUUCGAAUCCGCCCCGUCAGUCUUAUACCUCGGACACUUACUGGUUGUCAGUCUAACAGUGUUGCUAAUGAAUCUGGAAGUCGACAAACUUCUGGGGGCUGUCAAUUACAGCAGCUCCGUGCCGGUGAGUUGGUCAAGGAAGUUGAACACUUCCUAGACGUCCCGCCAGCCAGAUUAAUGCCGGUCUUUGGCAAGGAGACUCAAGGCGAACUAUGGCUUGACGAUCCUGGUGAGUGGGUCUCUUCUUUUUUUCAGAUUUAA